Messenger RNA from Sceloporus undulatus (fence lizard), 3185 nucleotides. It is a transcript of the gene PFKP, whose product is annotated as phosphofructokinase, platelet. Gene Ontology annotation, molecular function: identical protein binding; monosaccharide binding; ATP binding. Gene Ontology annotation, biological process: canonical glycolysis; fructose 6-phosphate metabolic process; fructose 1,6-bisphosphate metabolic process. Lineage: Eukaryota; Metazoa; Chordata; Lepidosauria; Squamata; Phrynosomatidae. Gene Ontology annotation, cellular component: 6-phosphofructokinase complex; cytoplasm; membrane. The record is from RefSeq and is a predicted model, not a curated record.
AGCAACCCCGGCAGCAGCAGCAUCCUCCUCCCGCGCAGCAUCUCUCUCUCGGGCGCCUUCCUUCCUUCCUUUCUCUUUCGCUCCAGACACCAGCAAAGUCUUCUACUCGGUGCGCAUCCAGAGCGUCCGCGUGCAGACCUCGCCUGGCCCGGCUCAGGAGGACGCGGUCCAAGGGGCUCCGUCGCGCUCGCCUUCGCCUCGGGAAGGAGCCCCGGCCCCGGCUCAGUCUCCUCCUCCACCUCCUCCUCCGCAGCCUCAGGCGCCUUCCUUCUCCUCCUCCUCCUCUCCCUCGGCCCCGGCUGGAAGGGCUCCAGCCUCCUCCGCGCCCGCUGCCUCCUCGCCGGCCCAGAGGACCUCCUCCUCCUCCUCGCCUUCUUCCUCCUCCAGCAACAUGCCGGACAAGAAGCUCUUCGAGAACCUCUCCGGAGGAGGGAAAGCCAUCGGGGUCUUGACCAGCGGAGGGGACGCCCAAGGUAUGAAUGCAGCUGUCCGUGCGGUAGUGCGCAUGGGGAUCUAUGUCAAAGCAAAGGUGUAUUUUAUCUAUGAGGGCUACCAAGGCAUGGUAGAUGGAGGUGAGAACAUAGUCGAAGUGAACUGGGAAAGUGUUUCAAGCAUCCUACAAGUGGGAGGGACAGUUAUUGGGAGCGCACGUUGCAAAGCUUUUCGGACCAGAGAGGGUCGUUUGAAGGCAGCCUGCAACUUGGUUAAAUGUGGAAUCACUAACCUUUGUGUGAUUGGAGGAGAUGGCAGCCUAACAGGUGCUAAUCUCUUUCGUGAGGAAUGGAGUGGACUGUUAGACGAGUUGGCAAAGCAGGGUGAGAUUGAUGAAGAGGCUAUUAAGAAGUAUGCUUACCUCAAUAUUGUGGGCAUGGUUGGCUCCAUUGACAAUGACUUCUGUGGUACCGAUAUGACUAUUGGCACUGACUCAGCCUUGCACAGAAUCAUUGAGGUUGUGGAUGCCAUCAUGACCACUGCUCAAAGCCAUCAAAGGACAUUUGUGCUGGAGGUGAUGGGAAGACACUGUGGGUACCUAGCACUAGUUAGUGCCUUAGCCUGUGGCGCAGAUUAUGUCUUUAUUCCUGAAUAUCCACCAGAGGAAGGAUGGGAAGAUCACAUGUGUGCUAGGCUUUCUGAGAACCGGGCUCGAAAGAAAAGGCUGAAUAUCAUAAUUGUAGCGGAAGGUGCCAUUGAUUCCCAUAACAAACCAAUUACUUCAGAACAAGUUAAGGAUCUUGUGGUGCAGCGGCUGGGGUAUGACACUCGUGUAACUAUCCUGGGUCAUGUUCAAAGAGGAGGCACUCCCUCUGCUUUUGAUAGGAUUUUGGCCAGUCGGAUGGGUGUAGAGGCAGUACUUGCUCUUCUAGAAGCUACACCUGAAACCCCUGCUUGUGUGGUAUCUUUGUCUGGAAACCAAGCUGUCCGCCUGCCUCUGAUGGAGUGUGUGCAGAUGACUCAAGAUGUACAGAAAGCCAUGGAUGAAAGAAAGUUCCUGAGGCGUGCAACUCCGUGGAGGUAUUCUGAUUUUCAAAACAACUUGAAUACCUAAAGAUUGUCUACCAAGAAGUCAGCUUCUGAGCUUCCUAAGACUAACUUCAAUGUAGCUGUUUUAAAUGUAGGUGCUCCAGCAGCUGGUAUGAAUGCUGCUGUUCGCUCUGCGGUCAGAAUUGGCAUAACUGAAGGACACAAAAUGUUUGCUGUCACUGAUGGGUUCGAGGGCUUUUCUAAAGGGCAGAUCAAAGAAAUCAGCUGGGGAGAUGUUGGAGGAUGGACUGGCCAAGGAGGUUCAAUUCUGGGCACAAAACGUACUCUCCCUGCGAAGCAUAUGGAGAAGAUUGCCGAACAGAUGCGGAGUCAUAACAUCAAUGCCCUUAUGGUUAUAGGGGGCUUCGAGGCUUACCUGGGACUUUUGGAACUCUCCGCUGCCCGGGAGAAAUAUGACGAGUUCUGUAUUCCCAUGGUUAUGGUUCCUGCAACCGUAUCCAACAAUGUACCAGGUUCUGAUUUCAGCAUUGGUGCAGAUACUGCUCUCAACACUAUCACUGAUACCUGUGAUCGAAUCAAACUGUCUGCAAGUGGAACAAAGCGCCGUGUGUUCAUCAUUGAAACCAUGGGCGGAUACUGCGGGUACCUGGCCAACAUGGGGGCACUCGCUGCUGGUGCUGAUGCUGCAUACAUUUUUGAAGAGUCGUUUGAUAUUCGGGAGCUCCAGGCCAAUGUAGAACAUCUAACAGAAAAGAUGAAAACCGACAUUCAGCGAGGUUUGGUGUUAAGGAAUGAAAACAGUAGUGAGAAUUACACAACUGACUUCAUUUACCAGCUGUAUUCUGAGGAAGGGAAAGGAGUCUUUGACUGCAGAAAGAAUGUAUUGGGUCACAUGCAGCAGGGUGGUGCUCCUUCUCCAUUCGAUAGAAAUUUUGGAACAAAAAUUUCAGCAAAAGCUGUUCUGUGGCUCUCAAAGAAACUCAAAGAAUGUUAUCGAAGAGGGAGAGUAUUUGCCAACACUGAUGAUUCUGUGUGUCUUCUGGGUAUGCGCCGAAGGAACCUGGUAUUCCAGCCUGUGGUAGAACUGAAGGAUGAAACAGAUUUUGUACACCGAAUUCCGAAGAAGCAGUGGUGGCUAAAGCUACGUCCCCUGAUGAAAAUUCUGGCCAAAUACAAGACCAGCUACGAUGUUUCAGAUUCAGGGCAGCUAGAGCAUGUGCAUAGACCAAGCAUAGCAGGAGUCUGAGAAGUCCUACUGCUCCCAAGAAGUCCUACUGUUAAAAAGUUGCAAUAGCUCUCUCCAUUGUGUGUCAACAGUGCUUUAGAAUACUUGUUACAGCUUCUGUUUGUAACAUCCUAAGUUAUUGUGCCAGCACUUUAUGUGGAAAAAAACAAGCGGCCGUCACAGAAGUUCUCUACCUGAUGCUGUCUUAGGCUUCUAAAAAAGAAAAACAGAAAAAUGCACCACAGAAAAACCCUAGCGCCUAACUUAACAAAGACUACCCCAAUUACCGAUGUGUUCCUUACUGAUAACCUGUCCAAAAACUGGUUCUAUGCACUCCGUGUGAUGUUAUUCAUCUCUUGCACUUUUACCAGAUAGUGUUUACACUCAAAAGUAUAUUACAAGAGGCUUAGUUUUGUGUCAUACAAAAAGGAAACUUCUAUAUGCUCCUGCUGAAAUAAAAUACUGUAUUACAAAUAAA